UGUUGCCAGGGUUUCACUAACUUUUUUGUUAAUAUGAAGAGAUUGCGAAGUUGUGUUUAUGAGUUCCAAACAUCUGACAUCUCGACGGAGGAGAAGCCGUAGUGAAAAGUUGCUGCGCCUAAGAUAAACAGUUACAAAUUUCCACCUUUCGUUUAUUCACUCGAAUACUGAGUGAGCAGAAAUCAUGAAAAUGCUUUUAAAGGAGAUUUUUGCCUUCAUGAUGAUCUUAUUGGGGACAAAAAUUCUGACGAUAAACGGAGGAAACAUAGCUCUCCGUCAGCCCACUGCUUCAUUGAAUAUACGGGAAGGCACAGCGCUUCCAGGACUUGCUAAUGACGGAGACAAAGACUCUAAAUUAAAAUCUCCAGACAACAGUUUCCGGUGUUUUGCAAGUGUGUCUGAUCCUACUCAUGGGGGGUGGUGGCGAGUUGACCUUGGGCGGACAUAUGUGGUCGACGAGGUUUUUCUUAUAUCGAGGACGGAUUGCUGCCCGAAUAGACUGGCGGGACUUGAGAUCAGAGUGGGAGACAGCUUGGUGAAUAACGGAAUAGAGAACCCUAUGUGUGGACGUAAUAUCACCACGGGACCGAUCGACAAGCCCAUCUACUGCGUGCCGGGUCUGCGAGGUCGCUAUGUCGUACUCUACAUCCCCGGGGCGAACAACAGACUUGAGAUAUGCGAAGUCAUGGUAAACCGGAACCCGACAGUGAAUCAUGCAUUGAACCAAUCUACGAGCCAGUCUUCGACAAUUUUUAAUGCUUAUGAUAAGCGAGCAGUUGACGGCAACCUUGACGGAAGAUUUCAACAAUACAGCUGUACUCAUACCCAGGAUAAAGCCAAUCCGUGGUGGAGAGUGGACCUGGGCACUAGACAAGCGGUCUCUGAAGUGUUUCUUGUGAACCGAGUGGAAAACCCAGAGAGACUAAACAAUGUAGAGGUCAGAGUUGGUGACGAUUUAACUGAUAACGGUAACACCAACCCUCGCUGUGGAGACAUGUUCACCAUGGCAACCUUGCACAAGCUGUCAAUCUACUGCGAGCCGAGGAAAUCAGGACGCUAUGUGAACGUGCGUCUGGUAGGAGCUAGUACGGUACUGACCCUGUGUGAGGUUGAGGUGUACUCCGAGAGCAAAGCUGUAAUUGCCGAUAAACCUUCACCGGAAGUACUUGAAAUCUACGACCUAGAAUCGAAAUCCGCUAAUCUCACGUGCCCAAAAGCAUUUGGUCACCCUGUGCCGGUUGUAGCCUGGGUACUAAAUGACAAAGUUUACCAAAACAGCACUAGUCGUCACUUCCAGACACCGGCCAUGGACCGGACAUACGCCGACAAGACAUGGGAGUGCAUUGUGUCCAACAAACACGGAUCUGACUUUUACCAGUUUCCGGUUAAGGUCCUAAGCCACCUUAGAAUGUGUCGAGAGCAUACAAUAAAAGAUAGCAUAAAACGACGUGUUGAUUACCAAGACGGCAACUAUAGUAAUGAUGGCAGUCACAUCAAUGAGCAGAUAUGGCAGGCUUUCAAGAUGCACUCGGCGCCAAUGCAGCUACCGGAAUCGUGCGUGCCGACUCAUCGCUGCGGCGCCCAGGCCACCGGAUGGAUCACGCAGCCACAUCCUAGUGCCCGCGAUGGUGUGGUACAGCGGACAGUUUGUUUUCACUUGGACGGUGAAUGCUGCCGUUACAAAACACAAAUCUACGUACGCCGUUGCCAUGGUUUUUACGUUUACAAGCUACGAGAACUGCAUUUUGGAGUGAAUGCGAAAUAUUGCAUCACAGAGCUAAAGGCAGUUGAAGAAGAACCCAUUCUGAUGUCCAAGUUCAUAGCACCAGCUGGUCACGACAACUUUGCGUUACCACGUCACGCAAUCGCUAUAGAGCAGGAUGUUACGGUAGGAGAUUGCGUUACAUUCUGCAUGCUGGAUCGCAGGUGUCAAUCACUAAAUUACAUCACAAGCAGCAAGACUUGCGAGAUCAAUAACGCGACCAGGCACGAGAGCGAGGAUGAUGUAACGCCAAGAGCAGGAGUGGUCCAUUACGAGGCUGUGCAGGUCAUUCACGUCAACGAUUAGUGUACUAUCUUUUGUUUUUGCUUUUUUAAUAUAUCAUUGGUAUUGUAUAUCUUUAUAUACACUAUACACUGAAUUCAAGGAUAAUCAUAGCAAUUUUCAAAACUCUCUGUAAGAACAG
This is a messenger RNA of Nematostella vectensis (starlet sea anemone), 2186 nucleotides long. RefSeq lists its product as uncharacterized. The record is from RefSeq and is a predicted model, not a curated record. Lineage: Eukaryota; Metazoa; Cnidaria; Anthozoa; Actiniaria; Edwardsiidae. The transcript has 10 exons. The coding region runs from base 185 to 2068 and encodes 627 amino acids.